AUUUUGUCUAUAUAAAUGCCGAUUCUACACCAAGGAACACAAACGGAAAUAGUUUGCAGCGAGAGUAAGAGUCCUACCAUGUCUUCUCCUUCGUCAUCCCGUGUUGUUAUCUUUCCUUUCAUGGCUCAAGGCCAUACUCUUCCAUUACUCUACCUAUCAAAAGCUCUUUCACGUCAACAAAUCAUGGUGACCAUCAUCACCACCCCGUCAAAUGCGACAUCAAUAGCCAAAACCAUUGCUAAUCACCCCAAAAUCAGUCUCGUUGAAAUCCCAUUCCCCACUAUUGAUGGCCUACCUAAGGAUUGUGAAAACACCUCUCAACUACCUUCAAUGGAAUUUCACCUUCCUUUUCUCCAUGCCACCAAACAACUCCAAAAGCCCUUCGAGCAAGUCCUACAAACCAUGUUGGAAUCCAAAACCCCUCCUAUAUGUGUCAUUUCAGAUUUUUUUCUUGGCUGGACACUUGCUUCAUGCCAAGCAGUUGGUGUCCCUAGGCUAGUCUUUCAUGGCCUGGGUAUUCUAUCAAUGGCCAUCAUCAAAUCUAGUUGGUUUCAUGCACCACAACUGGAAUCAGUGUCAAUGUUUGAUCCUUUAGACCUCCCUGGCAUGAAACUCCCCUUCACUUUGACUAGAGAAGACUUGCCAGGGUCGACCAACUUACCAGAACAUGAUGACAAAUUUUACCAGUUCAUACAAGAAGUAGGAGAGGCUGAUGUAAAGAGUUGGGGAGUUAUUGUUAAUAGCUUUGAAGAGCUAGAAAAGAGUCACAUCCAAGCUUUUGAAUCUUUCUACAUCAAUGGGGCUAAGGCUUGGUGUUUAGGCCCUCUAUGUUUGUAUGAAAAAAUGGGAAGCGAUAAAUCCACCAACCAAGACCAUUCCUGUACUUUAACACAAUGGCUGACUGAGCAAGUCACACCAGAUUCUGUGAUUUAUGUUUCAUUUGGUACACAAGCUGAUGUAUCAGAUUCCCAGCUUGAUGAAGUGGCUUUUGCCUUGGAGGAGUCAGGAUCUCCUUUCUUAUGGGUGGUAAGAUCAAAGACAUGGUCUUUACCUACUGGCUUGGAAGAGAGAAUAAAAAAUAGGGGUUUGAUUGUAAGAGAAUGGGUCAAUCAACGCCAAAUACUAUCUCAUCGUGCAAUAGGUGGGUUCUUGAGUCAUUGUGGUUGGAAUUCAGUGCUAGAGAGUGUAUCAGCUGGUGUGCCAAUUCUUGCUUGGCCAAUGAUAGCUGAACAAUCACUGAAUGCUAAAUUUAUAGUGGAUGGACUUGGAGCCGGGCUUAGUGUCGAAGGGGUGCAAAAUCAAGUCUCUAAAAUUCUUGUUUCAAGGCAAGCUAUAUGUGAAGGUGUGGAGGAGUUGAUGGGAGGAUCAAAGGGAAGGAUUGCAAAGGAGAGAGCGCAAGCCUUGGGCAGGGUGGCUAGAAGGGCAGUGCAAAAAGGUGGGUCGUCUCAUGACACCCUGAACAAGCUCAUUGAUCAACUUCGUGUCUCUAUGUAGUAUAUAUGCAUAAUGUUAUCAUAUAUAUAUAUAUAUAUAUAUAU
This is a messenger RNA of Populus nigra (black poplar), 1538 nucleotides long. Its product is annotated as probable UDP-glucosyl transferase 73B6. Bases 16 to 1494 code for a protein of 492 amino acids. The transcript has a single exon. The record is from RefSeq and is a predicted model, not a curated record. Lineage: Eukaryota; Viridiplantae; Streptophyta; Magnoliopsida; Malpighiales; Salicaceae. Gene Ontology annotation, molecular function: UDP-glycosyltransferase activity.